Trypanosoma cruzi is the source of this 810-nucleotide messenger RNA. RefSeq lists its product as uncharacterized. NCBI's taxonomy places the organism in Eukaryota, Euglenozoa, Kinetoplastea, Trypanosomatida, Trypanosomatidae. The transcript has a single exon. The record is from RefSeq and is a predicted model, not a curated record. The coding region runs from base 1 to 810 and encodes 269 amino acids.
AUGUCUUCUUUUGACAGAAUCCAUGAGAAGACGGCGCCGAGCCUUGAACUUCUUCGUGCCCAACUUCAACACAUGCGGUCGUUUGAUCCACACACAGCCAUUUCUGUCCCCUGCCACUUUGGACAACGCGGCAUCCCCGUGUCGGAGUCUGGUGAAGUUUCUGUAUUUUCAUCUCCUCUUUCAUCGGUGCGUGACGCGUUUUUGAUGUCUCAAGAGAAGUGGGAUGCGAAUGAUUGCAUGCUACAACAAUUGGAUUCACGUUUAAGACUCUACCAAGAGAACGGCGCGAAGAAGCGCGGGGAUUUGGUGAUCGCCAUGGACAAGGCACACACAGAAAUGGAACAGUUGCAGAAUUAUGCUGCGCAGUUUUGGUCAGAUAUGGAGGAAAAUCUAAGACUGCUGCGACAAUUGCUUGCAGACAGCAAGAACAUGGCUGAGGAUACUCCUGGCCGUCCUGAGGCACGAAUCACAAAAAUAAUCCGAGGUCUUGGAGAUGAACCUGAUUGUUGUGCUGACAACCGUGACGAGGAUGAAUGUCUCAUGUCUCGCUUGGAGGAAAUGCGACGGACACAAGAUGUGAUUCGUCAGCAGCUAGAAGAGUCGUCUGCUUCAGGGACCCCAUCAUCCAUUGCGGCAGCAGUGGAAAGGAUCCAAGCUGAACUGCAGAAGGAACGUGAUGGGGCGGACGCGCAGCUUUCUGCUCUGAAGGAGUCAUUUGUUAUCGUUGUCCAAAAAACAUUAGAUGAGUUGGAGGUAUUGCGACGCGAUCGUCUAGAAACGGAGGCAUUGUGUUUGCGAAUCCUCAGCUGA